Molecule: messenger RNA, 1593 nt
Organism: Colletotrichum gloeosporioides
Lineage: Eukaryota; Fungi; Ascomycota; Sordariomycetes; Glomerellales; Glomerellaceae
Exons: 2
Coding region: 1-1593 (530 amino acids)
Source: RefSeq, a predicted model, not a curated record
AUGCAUCGUGUGGCGGCUCUUGCCCUUUUGGGCCAGGUCGUUUCUGGCCAGUUGUUCACCAACUCCUCGACCGUCUCGACAACUCGCUCGUCGACUGUGCUCACCUCCUCCUCCACCACCGUGAUCACCACGUCCAUCCCGACUGUCAUCACCUCCGGAAGCUCCACCAUCACCACGCUGAUCCCGAUCACCGAGACCAGCGUCAGUGAGAUCGUCUCCGCUUCAACUGAUGACAAUGGCUUCACCUUCCCCACUGACGGCCCCACCACCGAGGAGACCCCGUCGUCGACGGAGAGCACGGAGUCCGCGUCUGCCACCGAGACCACCGACAUCACGACCACGGGUGAGCCCAUCAGCUCCACCGACAUCCCCUCGGAGACCACCGGCACCGACUCCAUCUCCGCCACCGGCACCGAGACUACUGCCACCGGCACUGAGACGGCCACCGGAACCGACUCCACCUCCACCCCGAGCGCCACCGUCGCUCCCAACCCCCAGAACGUUGGCGGCUUCACUCUCCUGGGCUGCUAUGGCUCUCCUUCUAGCUUCCCCACCUUCGACCUGACUCUGUCCGCCGAGUCCAUGACCAUCGACCGCUGCAUUGCUGCCUGCCCUGCCGGCAAGCGCUACGCUGGUCUCUUCGGCAACGACUGCUUCUGCGGUGACUUCGUCGAUGAUGUCAACGAGGUUGCCGUCACCGAAGACGAGUGCAACAUCCCCUGCCCCGGCAACCCAAGCCAGCGCUGCGGUGGCCGUGCCUCCGAGGCCGUCCUCAAGCGCCAGAUCAUCGCCGCUACCAUCCGCUUCACCGUCUACGUCCGCGUCGACGGUGCCAGCGGCACCGGCGCUGUCACCACCGCCACCGUCACCACCACCUUCACCGUCACCACCACUGGCACCGCCGGCACCGGAAUCGAGGUCGUCACCACCACCUACUGCCCCGUCUGCGCCGACUGCCAGGGCCCCUUCUGCUACAAGCCCAAGACUCCUCUCGUCCCUGGCCAGCCUUGCUGGGGUGACGACUGCUACAAGAAGCUUGUCUGCUACGGUGACUGGUGCACGUGGGACUACCCCUGCUACGGCGACUCCUGCGGACGCCGCCUCGUCUGGGAGAACGACUGCUGGAAGCCCGAGGUCUGCCACGGCGACGACUGUGGCCGCAAGGUCAUCUGCUCCAACGGCAACUGCGAGUACGCCACCUGCAACGGCUCCUGCAACAAGGAGAAGAUCAUCUGCUACGGCGACGUCUGCAAGGUCGAGGAGUGCGAGGGCGACGAGUGCAACAAGAAGUACGUCUGCUCCGACGGCUCGUGCCAGCACCAGACCUGCCCCUACACCGACGUCAACAAGCACUUCGACUGCAAGGACGGCAAGUGCGAGGAGGUUAAGCCCUGCGAGACCUGCAAGCCCGCUCCCCCCUGCACCGGUGACGCCUGCAACAUCAUCAUCACCCCUCCCCCCACCACCCAGGUCGUCUGCAACGGCGAUGCCUGCAAGACUGUUGUCGUCACUCCCCCUCCCGUCACCCAGACUCCUUACCCCACUGGCCCUGCUCCCGCUCCUGCUCCUACCGGCGAAAGGGGCCUCCUGUAA